Molecule: messenger RNA, 234 nt
Organism: Colletotrichum gloeosporioides
Lineage: Eukaryota; Fungi; Ascomycota; Sordariomycetes; Glomerellales; Glomerellaceae
Exons: 1
Coding region: 1-234 (77 amino acids)
Source: RefSeq, a predicted model, not a curated record
AUGCAGCCAUGCUCUGAAAUCAAGGCUCUGCGCAUAUUACGGCCCUUAGUCGCCGACAUAGACGGCACUCACACGGAGCGUCUCUAUUUCCACCGCUUUCGCCGCGUUGCCGAGACCGGUCUCUGUGACCAUGUCACCAACCUCACCAGUUUUUGGAGCCGAUUAGCCACUCGGUUGAGCCAUGCUGACGAGGCUGUAAAGUGGGAAACUCCAAGAGCUACGGAUCAAAGUUGA